Messenger RNA from Sinocyclocheilus anshuiensis, 5764 nucleotides. RefSeq names its product receptor-type tyrosine-protein phosphatase mu-like. Gene Ontology annotation, molecular function: protein binding; protein tyrosine phosphatase activity. Gene Ontology annotation, cellular component: membrane. NCBI's taxonomy places the organism in Eukaryota, Metazoa, Chordata, Actinopteri, Cypriniformes, Cyprinidae. The record is from RefSeq and is a predicted model, not a curated record. The transcript is spliced from 39 exons. The coding region runs from base 218 to 5143 and encodes 1641 amino acids. Gene Ontology annotation, biological process: protein dephosphorylation.
CAGCACAACACGCCCCUCUGCUCGCGUCGCGGUGACGUCACGCUCCUCCGGCGGCGGUCCUAAAGUCGGUAACGAACGGACAGACACAGUAGAGUUGAACUAGUCCAGAGACGCUGACCGGGGCGUAACGUUAACAGCUGCUCAGACAAACGGGAAUAAUUUCGGUUUGGCGCGGAGCGCGAGAGGAGCGCGGGGUGGCGUUCGCGAGACUCCCGCCAUGGAUCGGAGACUUUUAACGGCUUUCCUCUUCUCCUCCGUUAUUUUCAUGAUCUCAGCCGAAGCGGGUCCAGAAUCCCAAGCAGAAGACUGCCUCCUGGAUAAAUCCUACACAGACUGCGGCUACAGUCAAGGCAAAGAUGACGACUACGACUGGGAGCAGAUCAACACCAAUCAGAAACCCUCCUCAGACCCCUGGGUGCCGUCAGGUUCAGCGUUCAUGAUGGUGAACACAUCAGGCCGGGUCUCUGGUCAGCGAGCGCAGCUCUACAUGGCGCAGUUCAAAGAGAACGACACCCACUGCGUCAUAUUCGAGUAUUACAGCGCCGGUCGAGAGGGUUCGAGCCCUGGCCAGCUCCUCAUCUACGUCAAGGAGAACAACAGUCCUCUGGGCAUCGCCGUGUGGAACUCGUCCGGUCCGGCUCUGAAGAAAUGGCAGCAGGUUGAGCUGGCCAUCAGCACCUUCUGGCCCAAUUUCUACCAGCUGGUGUUUGAGGCGGUGGGGACCGGUGAACGGGGUCUGCUGGCCGUUAGAGGAAUCUCGCGUCAGGGUCAUCAGUGCAUGAACACGCCUCACUUCCUGCACAUUAAGAGCGUGGAGGUCAACGCCAGACAGACGGCCACCUUCCAGUGCACCAUUAACGGCCAGCCCAAAGACCACGUCAACUACAAGCUCUGGCUCCAGGGUGGACGCGAGGCUCCUAUGAAGGACACCAAACCCGUGAACUCCAGACGCUACACCGCCACCUUUGACAUCGUCAACACCACCAAAAGAGACUCGGGCCACUACCGCUGCAUCGUCCGCUCCGAGAAAGGAGUCGGAGUGUCCAGUUACGGAGUUCUGGUGGUCAAACAGCCUCCGAUCCCCAUCGCUCCUCCUCAGCUGACGGCGGUCGGCGCCACCUACCUGUGGAUCCAGCUCAACGCAAACUCCAUCAACGGCGACGGGCCGAUCGUGGAGAAGGAGGUGGAGUACCGCACGCUUUCCGGAAGCCUGAUCGACAGCCAGCCGGUCGACAAACCCAACCACAAGAUCGGCCACCUGGACCCCGACACCGAGUACGAGAUCAGCGUGCUGCUCACCAGACCCAACGAGGGCGGCACCGGGGCCCCAGGGCCCCCGCUCAGGGCCCGCACCAAGUGCGCAGAUCCCAUGCACGGCCCUCGGCGGCUGCAGGUCGUCGACAUCAAAUCCAAGCAGUUGAUGGUGCGCUGGGAGCCGUUUGGAUACAACGUGACGCGCUGCUACAGCUACAAUCUGACGGUGCAGUACCGCUACACGGCUAACGGUAAAGAGGAGACGCACGAGGAGACGUGCUACGAUACUCCGAACGCCGCGCCGCAGCACACCAUCCGCAGCUUGCAGCCCUACACCAACGUCAGCAUUAAACUGCUGCUGCGCAACCGCGAGGGAGUCAAAGACAGCCAGGAGCUCCGCGUGCUGACCGACGAGGACGUUCCCGGUGCCGUUCCGCAGCAGUCCAUCCAAGGAAGCACGUACGAGGAGAAGAUCGCACUCAGAUGGAGAGAACCGCUCCAGACGUACGGCAUAAUCAAACAGUAUGAAAUCUUCUAUAAGGCCGUCAGCUCCUUCGACCCUGAGUUUAAUCUGUCCAAUCAGAGCGGGAAGGUGCUGAAGCUCAGUAACGAGACGUCUCACGUCUUCACGGCUCUGUAUCCCGGAUCCACGUACUCCUUCACCAUCAGAGCCAGCACCGUCAAAGGAUACGGACCCCCCACCAUCACACAGUUCACCACCAAGAUCUCACCGCCGCAGAUGCCGGGAUACGAGCAGGAGACGCCGCUGAAUCAAACCGACAGCACGGUGACUGUUCUGCUGAAACCAGCCCGGAGCCGCGGAGCACCGGUUAGGUGCAAUCCUGCAGCGCUAGAUUGUGGGCGGGCGAUUCCUCUCAGUCUGAGUGAUUCUCAGCAGCACUUCAUGUGUGUUUGCGCUCGUGAUGAUAAUGUCUGCGGCUGCUUCAUUAUUCAGCAGAUGGUUCUGGUCGAGGGUCGCAGCUUGAGUGUGUAUGAGACGUUACCUAUAGAUGAUGUGAUAUCAGAUGAACUUCGCUCGUCGUCGCUCAGUGACUGUGACGCUGAGAGUGCUUCGGUGGAUCGGCUGAAGCUGUGCAUCGUCUGCUUCUGGCUGCUGUUCUUCGCCGCUGCCCCCGCAGGUUUUCAUGAGGAAUGCUCCUCUAUUUCUGGAGACGAUGGGAUUGUUCUCGGUCUCGUCCCUCGAGGCGGCUGCUCUUUUCUGCGUUUUUCCUCCGCUAUUGUUUCUUCGUAUUACUUCACCGCAGAGUUCCCAGCCGCUCGCAUCCAGACGCCGCUGCCCUUCGCCGUCGGAGACAACCGCACCUACGACAGCUACUGGAACCUUCCUCUGCUGCCACACAAGAGCUACAGCAUCUACUAUCAGGCCGUCAGCACAGCCAACGGGGAAACUAAGAUCGAUUGUGUUCGCGUGGCCACUAAAGCUGCCAUUAUUGUGACUCAGCUCACCACGCCGUAUGUGCGUAUCGCACCCGCUGCCGGCGACAGCCAACUAACAGGCGCUACGACCCGGAAGCCUGAUGCCGUGGAACCCGAGAAACAGACGGAUCACACGGUGAAGAUCGCCGGCGUCAUCGCUGGCAUCCUACUCUUCGUCAUCAUCUUCCUCGGCGUGGUGCUGGUCAUGAAGAAGCGAAGAUCCUAUCACUCCUACACUUACUACCUGAAACUGGCGAAGAAGCGUAAGGAGACGCUGAGCAGCACGAGGCAGGAGAUGACGGUGAUGGUGAACUCCAUGGACAAGAGCUACGCUGAGCAGGGCACCAGCUGCGACGAGGCCAUUUCAUUCAUGGACACACACAACCUCAACGGACGCACUGUCUCCUCGCCGUCGUCCUUUACCCUGAAGACUAACACACUGAGCACCGCCGUGCCAAACUCCUACUAUCCAGAUCCCUUCGUGCCGACCGCAAUCUUAGUGCCCAUUAAUGACGAGAACCACACCAUGAACAGCGAGACCAGCAGCUUGGUUCAGUCACACACUCACUCCUACAAGAAACGCGAGGCGGUGGAUGUCCCAUAUCAGACGGGACAGCUUCAUCCGGCCAUCCGUGUGGCCGAUCUUCUCCAGCACAUCACGCAGAUGAAGUGCGCCGAGGGUUACGGCUUCAAAGAGGAAUACGAGAGCUUCUUUGAAGGACAGGCGGCGCCGUGGGACUCGGCCAAAAAAGAUGAGAACAGAAUGAAGAACCGUUAUGGAAACAUCAUCGCAUACGAUCACUCGCGUGUGCGGCUGCAGCCUCUGGAGGGAGAGCAGAGCUCCGACUACAUUAAUGCAAAUUAUGUAGAUGGCUACCAUCGACCCAAUCACUACAUCGCCACACAAGGUCCGAUGCAGGAGACCAUCUAUGACUUCUGGAGGAUGGUGUGGCAGGAGAACACAGCAACUAUCGUCAUGGUUACCAAUCUGGUUGAAGUCGGCCGGGGGAGUCCGAUGCAGGAGACCAUCUAUGACUUCUGGAGGAUGGUGUGGCAGGAGAACACAGCAACUAUCGUCAUGGUUACCAAUCUGGUUGAAGUCGGCCGGGUGAAGUGCUGUAAGUACUGGCCCGACGACACUGAGAUCUACAGGGACAUGAAGGUGACGCUCAUCGAGACUCAGCUGCUGUCUGAAUACGUCAUUCGAACCUUCGCUGUGGAAAAGCGAGGAGCUCAUGAGAUCAGGGAGAUCCGUCAGUUUCAUUUCACCGGCUGGCCGGAUCACGGCGUCCCGUAUCACGCCACGGGGCUGCUGGGCUUCGUCCGCCGGGUCAAAGCCAAGAGUCCAGCCAACGCCGGCCCGAUGGUCAUCCACUGCAGCGCUGGAGCGGGACGCACCGGCUGCUUCAUUGUGAUUGACAUCAUGCUGGACAUGGCGGAGCGAGAAGGAGUCGUGGACAUUUACAACUGCGUGAGAGAACUGCGCUCCCGCAGGGUCAACAUGGUGCAGACGGAGGAGCAGUAUGUGUUUAUCCAUGAUGCCAUAUUGGAGGCGUGUCUUUGUGGCGACACCACGAUCCCGGCCAAUCAGCUUCGCUCGGUGUAUUACGACAUGAACCGCUUGGACCCGCAGACCAACUCCAGCCAGAUCAAAGAGGAGUUCAGAACGUUAAACAUGGUGACGCCCACGCUGCGGGUGGAGGACUGCAGCAUCGCGCUGCUGCCGCGGAACCAUGAGAAGAACCGCUGUAUGGACGUUCUUCCUCCGGACCGCUGCCUGCCCUUCCUCAUCACCAUCGACGGAGAGAGCAGCAACUACAUCAACGCCGCGCUCAUGGACAGCUACAAGCAGCCGUCUGCGUUCAUCGUUACCCAGCAUCCUCUGCCCAACACCGUCAAAGACUUCUGGAGGCUGGUGCUGGACUAUCACUGCACGUCUAUAGUGAUGCUGAACGACGUGGAUCCCGCGCAGUUGUGUCCACAGUACUGGCCAGAGAACGGCGUCCAUCGGCACGGACCCAUCCAGGUGGAGUUUGUGUCUGCGGAUCUGGAGGAGGACAUCAUCAGCAGGAUCUUCCGCAUCUAUAACGCGGCACGGCCGCAGGAUGGGUACCGGAUGGUGCAGCAGUUCCAGUUUCUGGGCUGGCCGAUGUACCGCGACACUCCCGUCUCCAAACGCUCCUUCCUCAAACUCAUCCGACAGGUGGACAAAUGGCAGGAGGAGUACGACGGAGGAGAGGGACGCACCGUCGUGCACUGCCUUAACGGCGGCGGGCGCAGCGGCACGUUCUGUGCCAUCAGUAUCGUGUGUGAGAUGUUGUGUCACCAGCACUCGGUGGACGUCUUUCACGCCGUCAAAACACUGAGAAACAACAAACCCAACAUGGUGGAUCUGCUGGAUCAGUAUAAGUUCUGCUAUGAGGUGGCACUGGAAUACUUGAAUUCUGGGUAAUGUGAGCGUAAGCUGCUCUAAUGUCUCACCUUCCCCGGACACUGAAACACACGACGGCUGAAACUGGAGCAGAAACACACGAGCCAAACCGAACCGAUGUUUCCCUGCACUCGCCUCACGAUUAUCUCCAUCCGCUCGUGUCUUCUGUUCCUCAACACGUUUCUUGCCGUCGUCUCCUCAUCAGACGAGUGUCUUCAUGUUUGUGUGGAAUGCACAUCACGUGGAUGUUGAUUUUAUCAUUGUUUUUAUGAACUCCAGGCGUCUGGCAUGUACAGUCGAUCAUGCGUGGCAUUAAAGCGCUCAUAUUAACGCGUGUUUCUGCCCUCUGUGGUUGUGUUUGUGUGGAACGAUGGAAAAACUGCUGAAACGUCCCGUCCCAAGAUCCAAAGCUUGUGUUCGUGAUCAUUUCUUUUGUUUAUACUGUAAAUAGAUGAAGUUCACCAGAUAAUUUAUUCAUUGACAGAUUUUUGUGAAGCACACUGAGUGACAAUCAUGUUUUAAUUUGGUCAUUAUUAUCAUAUGGACUCCACAUAUAAUAGUGACCAGAUUGUAUUGUUAACUUUUUAUUUAUCUGGUAUGAAAACAAAAAACAAAAUCAAACCUAUAAAUGCAUAUCUAUAU